This is a messenger RNA of Cyclopterus lumpus (lumpfish), 6894 nucleotides long. It is a transcript of the gene cep170b, whose product is annotated as centrosomal protein 170B. The transcript has 18 exons. NCBI's taxonomy places the organism in Eukaryota, Metazoa, Chordata, Actinopteri, Perciformes, Cyclopteridae. The coding region runs from base 266 to 4909 and encodes 1547 amino acids. The record is from RefSeq and is a predicted model, not a curated record. Gene Ontology annotation, molecular function: protein binding.
UCUCAGCUCAAACUCCUGAGCGCUUGACGGACUUGUCAGGCUACGUCACCGCGUCGGCAGAAGGAGAGUUUCGCCUGAUUGUCAUUCCCAGAGGAAGAAGAGGGUGUACUCGAACAUUACCUGUCUAGUCUCACCUGGUGCGCUCCUUGUACAUGUCGGUCGUCGAGUUUCCUCUGCUGUCGGACAUUAAACGCUGGCUUCACUUUGGAGUAAAACGGAGAAGGCGUUAAAGGAUGCCAAGACGAUCCUGACUGGCGGCCCCAACAUGAGUGUGACGUCAUGGUUCCUGGUCAGCAGCUCUGGUACUCGCCACCGGUUGCCACUGGAGAUGAUCUUUGUUGGCAGGGAUGACUGCGAGCUAAUGCUGCAGUCCCGUAGUGUCGACAAGCAGCACGCUGUGAUCAACUAUGACACGAACACAGACGAGCACAUGGUGAAGGACCUGGGCAGCUUGAACGGGACGUUUGUGAAUGACCUAAGAAUCCCAGACCAGACAUACAUCACUCUCAAGCUCUCUGAUGUCAUUCGUUUUGGCUAUGAUGCUCAUGUAUAUAUCCUGGAGAGAAGUCAACACAAGGUCCCAGAGGAAGCUCUUAAACAUGAGAAGUACACCAGCCAGUUUCAGCUUAGUAUUAAAGCCCUACAGGCAAAGGCAAAGGAAAAACAGCAGCUCCAGAGGUCAGAGAAGAGCAAAGGCCCUGUUUCCAAACUGCUGGAGAAGGCUGAGCGAAAAGCCCAAUCUCUCACAGCUGCCACAGAUUCUCUGAUAUCCAAGCCUACUCCUCUCUAUGGCCAACCGUCCUGGUGGGGGGAGGAUGAGGACGCAGCCAACAAAAAGAAGAACAGGGGUGGAAAAUUGCCAGAACAGGAGUUUUCAGAGCCUGCUAAAGACGUGUCCAGAUAUGAGGUCAACGGUUCUUUGUCUGACAAUCAGGUCAAGUCCAUCUUCUCCUACCGCCAGGAGCCAAGCUACUUUGAGAUCCCAACAAAGGAGUUACAGCAGCGACCUGCCAAGAAACCUGAGUCGCAGGUCGACGAGGUUCCCACAAAAGACACUCCAGAUCCCACUGGGGUUGUCUCUUCCACACCUCCCGUGGUCCAAAGCCAUGCCUCCUUCACAAUUGAAUUUGAUGAAUGCAUGCCAGGUAGAAUGAAGAUCAAGGACCACGUGACCAAGUUCUCUUUCCGCCAGCAGCAGAAGCUACCUUCCCCAGAGCCCGUCAACACACCCAGUGAGGUGAUGUCAGCAGAAAGCAAAGUUGCUGAUUGGCUCGUCCAGAGUAAUACUAGCAUGAUGAGGAAGAGGUCACAGGCUGAAGACAAUAGCACAAAGAGUGACCCAUCACUCCUGAAGAUCACAAAGGCAAACCACUAUAAGGAAGGCACUCGCAGUGACUCAGAGGAUCCUGCAAUCAAAGGAAGGGAUUUCCUCCAAUCAGCACCUCAGAUUGGGUACCAGGUGUCUCCACAACCCCUGAGAGCCUCCCCGCCACAACGCUUUGCCUCCCCCGACUCUGAGGAGCCCUUGUCCUACUCUCCACCAGAAUCUCAGUCCUUAUCCAGUCUUGGCAAAGCUGAGCCUCACCAAGCCUUUGUUAUUGAAUUCUUUGAAGAUAACCUAAGAAAGAAGCGCUCCCAGUCUUUCACUAAUAACACAUCUCCACCUGAGCCCUCAGGCCUAAGGGUCCAGCUGGAGAAGGCACGGAAGGGCUCAAGCCCAACUGGGGAGAGACAAGUCCCAUCUCCAGCCUCCACCACUCCGCCAACUCAACAAUACACUGUCCCCCUGAAGGGCCCUGCUUCCACAGGCUUCCAGAGAGCUGGCUCUCUACGAAGGGAGAAGACGGAGGAGCGGAUCAGCACCAGCUUUUCCUCUCGCUCUACUUCAUCUGUAUCUGUAAGACCCUUUAGCAGUGUGGGCCGGAGGUCCAAACUCGCCCGGGAAUUUACUGCUGAAUUUCUCAAAAAUAAAUCUAGUCCCUCUACAACAGCUAAAAUAGAGACAGUGGUUGUAUCAAAGACUAGUCCCCUUUCACCAAAAGCUUCCUACCAGCCACAGACUUCCUCUCCUAUCCACCACCCUGUUCCCCUCAAGGCCCCAUUGAUGCCCGUUCCGUCUCAGGAUGUGGAGGUCAAGAGCCCCCAUGUUGGCCCUAAGAAUGAAGAGGAGGACAGUCUGAGUGACGCAGGAACGUACACCAUUGAAGCAGAUGUUCAAGAGAAAGAGCUAGAAGAGGCACGGAGCAAGAUUGACCUGGUUCAGCCAGCAGGUGCAGUGUUACAGGGGGCUCCUAAGUGGAUGUCUUGCUGGGCCAGCUUGGCAGACAGCUACACAGAAUCUGUCCCAUCGUCUGGCCCCUUUGACAUGUCGCCCCAGAUGGAGCUGUCAGGAGGGGCGCGAGGUACAAUCAUCCACAAGGCCACGGUCAGCCGACAGCACGACAGCACCGACUCUGAUGGUUCAAGAACUCGGCGCAUCCUGCCCCAGGUACCACUGGGCGAGAAGAGUGACAUUCCAACUCCCAGCAUUCAUGUUCAUUAUGACCUGCAUUCAACAUUUGAUGUAGGAGAGAGGAGCAUGGUUGACCCCAUGUCUCAGGAUGGCCUUCACAGGUUAUCGGUGCAUGACGACGUAGAGCCUGACAGCCUGAGUGAUGCCAGCAAGUCAGAUGAUGGGUCCAUCAUAGAGCAAAAGAGGAGACCGCUGUCAGACAGAGAAGCAAAGAAAAAUGAGGACCAACUCCCUGCCAAGUCAACAUUAUUCUACAUUGGCUCAGCGGAGGCUGAACUUGGGGGCUCAAACCCGAACACCCCUAAGACUGAAAUAAAACAUGUAGCCAACACUUUCUCAACAGCCACCUUAACCAAACCGAGAGCUAACCCGGACUCUGGAAAAGUCAAGCCCAGUGUGUCAGCGCCAGUCCUGAGCCAGAGUCCAGAGUCCAAAGAGGGCCCUGUAGCCGGAUUAAUCAGACAAGAGAGCUUCACCAAGGAUCGGCCUAGCAAUGCCAGAUUGCCUAACAUCUCUAGCCUGCCGGUUCAGAGAGGCCUAAACCCUGAAUCAUUCCAGGGAGCCUGUAAUCAGGACACUCAUUCUUAUCUCAAGGAGACGGAGGAUGUUCUGGCGGUUCUGGAGGCCAAACUCCAAGCCGGACAAUCGGAGACAACACAGUCUCCAAUAAUGGACUCUCUUUCUGCAGAGUCGGAUGUCGAUACCUCCAGCACAGUCAGCCAACAUAGCAAUAAGACCAGGCUAAACAUACUGCCUAAAAAACCCUCUGUUACUGGCUUCCAUAGGGAGAGGUCUUCAGCUGGGAUAGCUAGUCAGGACCCCAGUCGCCAGUCCACUACAUCCGAAAAGCGGCGCUCUCAGGGAGAAGACAGCAACAAUAAAAUGGAGUCUGUCAGGAGACCGGUUGGACUGAGACGUAGUGUUGGGAAAUGUGGCUCCACAGACCUAAGUGACGACCCUCAAAGCUUACCUUACUCGGAUCAGGAAUCUAACAACUACCAAUCCCGGAGAAAAUACACAGUGCCCCUUCAGAAGGAAGACGCCAAGACCUCUAGAGCAUCCCAGACCUUGAAUCGUGCCAGCAGCUUUUCUGCCCCAAGACCCACCAGAGCGUCCAUGCUCCGCCGCGCUCGCCUGGGAGAAGGUUCAGACAAUGAGGGCACGGAGACAGACAGGCUGUCCCAGGAGGCAGGCAAUGCCCUCGCGCUACAAACUCAAGAAACCAAGAAACUCUCCAGGCUGGAUAUGCUGGCAAUGCCUCGUAAGCGGACAAGCUCCUUCAACACACCCAGCGACACUGAGGCCUCUUCCACAGGCAGCUCAGUUCGAAGGGGUUCUGCAACGGGGCCGAAGCCUGUAGAAAGGCAGCAGAAAGCACCGCUCAACAAGACCCCAAUCACUCGAGGACGUUCAAGCAGUGCCAAAUAUGCUGGAAGCACCUCAAGCUCCAGGAGACGACACAAAGGCUCUGACUAUACCUCUACCUCAGAUGAGGAGUACGACUCAAACCAGAGCACUCCUAAACACAAACGCUCCCAACCUUCCUCAGCUUCCCAUAUCCCGCGGGAUCUUCCACGGCCUCAGCCGGUGGUCGCCCUGCGGCCAAAACCUUGCAGCAGAGAUUCGGAAGAAGAGAACAAUGACGGAGACUCCUUACACGGUUGGUCCAAUCACAGCUCUGAGAUUGCACGGUUGAGUCAAGACCUGGCUAAAGACCUAGCAAUCUUGGCCAAAGAGAUCCAUGACGUGGCAGGUGAUGGGGAGCCACAAAACCCUGCAGUGGACAGCAGUGCGCCGGUGAUCGCUCAUGAACAGCUGGUUCAUCGUAUUCCAGAGGCUGGAUUAAACUACCGCAGGGUCCCACCAAAUUCUAUAUCUUCAAGGGAACCUGACCAGAGUGAUCACGAACAGAACACUAGGCAGCGAGCUCAGAGCAGAGAUGAGGUCAUUGCGGACAAUCUGAUGCUGAAUCCAGUGUCACAGAUCAUCAUGGCCAUCAGAGAAAACACAGAGCAACUUGCUGAAAAAAUGAAGGUCCUGUUCCAGGACAGGAUGGAUAUCUGGGAAGAAUUUGAGGCCACGGUUAACUCUGACAAUGAUGUUCCUGUUAUCAAAACCUCCAACAAGGAAAUCACAACUAUCUUGAAAGAACUCAAGAGGGUUCAACGACAACUUGAGGUCUUUAACACGGUCAUGGAGCCCAGUGGGCAGUUUGACAACUCUAAGGCCUCGGUGGUCUCCUCCUCAUCUGGAGUUCGGCCCUCCCGACCUCCCGUCUCACGAGACUGGAGAACUAUCCACUCUGUCUCCAAACGGGGCGGCGGCCCGAGGCCCAGUGAGAGUGUCAGGAGAGCAGCCGUGACUCCAGACGAUCUAAGAGCGGGAUAUUUGGUCUGAAAUGGGACAAAAACACGGCAGUUCCACCCGUGCUGAAAUUCUGCAGUCACUCCACAAACGCAGGUGUCGGACCAUUGUACACACAAUGAAAGUAAACGGGGGGGAAGUGAGACUGUAAACAGAUGUGUAGCCUCUCGCACACCCAAACAUACGCACUAAUGCACUAUGAGCAGUACACACCUCACACACACACAGUGGUGUAACUCACAGUGAAGCCUGCACUAAGUGCGCUCAGUGGGAGGCCAACACAUGAGGUGAAUUUUUAAGGAAGUACCAAAAUACUUCAAUAAACUUCACCUUGGACAGGCCUCCAAACUAUACUUGAUUCUCUUUGUGUUAGAGGUUGAUCUCUUUAUUUGCCAAUGAUAUGAGCAACAUUGCUGAUUUUAAGAGCUCAUUGUAUUUACUUGGUUUAUUUGAAAACCAGCCUGAGAAUAAUCAUCUCAGGAAAAUCUACUAAAUACUAUAUAUAUAUAUAUAUAUAUAUAUAUAUAUAUAUAUAUAUAUAUAUAUAUAUAUAUAUAUAUAUAUAUAUAUAUGUGUAUAUAUGUGUGUGUGUGUUUAGUGACAAAUCACAUUUUUGAGGAAAUAUUAGUUCAUGGAUAUUUGUUUUGGGUAUAAGGAACUGCAGUACCACCAGCAGAUUUAGUGUACUGUGUUCUUGUAUCCUCAGUAAACCCAUUGCGUUUUGGUCUUUGUUUGCCACUUUUAUCUUUGUGGACAAGAUUUAUCGCAGAAUGUAAAUAAUAUUUAUUAGGGGUCUUUUGUGAGACCCUGUAACCAAGACAACAUGACUUUGGGAGCGUACGUAGACUCUAGUGCCAGACCAAUUAAUGCUAAACACAGUCGCUAUUAACCAACUUCUUGAGUAUUUAUUAUGUUAACAUUUCCCAUUGCAUCGACUCUGUCCAGGCCUCUGUUUCUUGUCCAGCUGGAGAUGAAACUCUUUCUGCAAUGUGUGGUCUGACUGGGAGGAUGGACUCAGUUUAGUCACCUGGCAACCACAAACUCAAGUGGCUAUAAAACAAGAGUUGUUAAGCAUUCCUGGCUUCUCUUCCUUCUGAAGAGUGGGUUUUUAUUUGUGUCAAACACACUUGAAACAAUUUUUUGUUGUGAGCACAGUUCUCUACGAGAUUUGGCCAAAGUCAACCAUAAUACUGACAGGAAUGAGUUCCCUUUAUCCCAGUUUGUGUUGAGCUCAUCACACCACCUCACUAUACCGUCAUAUGCUCAAGUGCUCUCGGAGCACUGUGGUAAGAUUAUAUAUUUCCUCUCAAGUCACAUGGUCACUUCUGAUGGGUCCUCACAUAAGUAAUGUCAUUUUAUCAGUCAAUCGUGUGAAGCUGUAAAUCUGACGAUCAUUUCCCCAUUCUGUUCACAAUGUAAAUGUCUAAAGAUAUCAACUUCAUACAAAUUACCUCUCAAUCUUGUCUUUUGCACUAAGGUAGUACAACAUUGUCCCCUCAACUUGAUAUGCUGCAAACUGAAAGUUGUUGCUCUCCUGCGAUAGAUUGUAAACAUGAUGCUGUUGAGUUUGCAGCAGGAAAGCCGGCGACCCAGUUCACCAGCAGGUUGCCGUUUCCCUUUUCCCUGUCCAGAUUGUACAUGUGAUUGUCAUUGGGAUGUCCCUGUAAGUGCCACAGAGCUGUGUGGGACAGUGGUUGUUUACAAAGUCAAGCUAAAUAAGAAUGUUGUCCGAUUGACAUCACUUGCUCAAAGUGUUGCUGCUAUUCUUCCUCUGUGGGAUAGUAUUUCCCCUUUGCUUUACUCCAUCGAAGUCAAAGCUACAGCAGGUUUGAGAGCUGAAAUGUAAUUCUUGUUUGUCAAAUGUGUGUCCCUUUUUUGAUUUCAGUUUGUUUCUUUACCUGUUAUGAUUUGGUUGUGAUCUUGCUGUCUUGUUAGCUGGUAUUUAUGUUUGUUUUUCUGUUGAAUUUGAUAGGCGGUGAUUGUAGAUUUUUCAAAUAAAUUUGAUUAAGAAAACUGUA